UUAUUUUUACCGUGAAACUUGUAAACAACAUUAAAUUGGAGCAAGCAGAAGUGAGAAUUAAAAACUCCAGUCUUGCCAUGGAUAUAAAUCAGAAAUCUGUUCCUCUUCAUGACACGAACGAGGCCAAACCAGAAACUAACAAUGAAGAAAAAUCUGAAAAAUACAGACGAACCAUCGGCCGAUUCCGCAUCAUGGUGCUCGCAGCAGGGAUAAUAAUAAUCUUCCUAAUAAUCAUAGUUAUAGUUGUGGGUGUCAUGAAGAAAAUGGAACAGAAAAUGCCUCCGCCAUGUUCCUCUGGUCAGACAGUUGAUCUAUCAGAACCAAUAGAUCCAUCAAUAUUUCAUGAUUUAACUUCCAGGGAAGUGGAAGGAGUGAUGGAAUUCCUAUAUGAACAAAAAGAUCUUAAUUUGACAAGACCUGCAAGUAUCAAAGUGAGUUCAUCUUACAUUUUUACUGCAGAACUCCAUCUACCUGACAAGGCAGAUGUCACUUCUUUUCUUGAUAGUCGCUCUGGAAAGAAACCACCUAGACAGGCAAAGGUGAUAAUUUUUCGGGGAGACUUACUCAAACCAAAAAUUAUGGAAAUAAUCGUCACUCCACUCCCUUAUCCCACACAUUACACGAUCUGGAAGGACGACAUUCCUUUCCAGUACCGCCCUAUUACUGGUCCAGAUUAUGGUGGUGCAUUAAUGAAAAUCACCCAGGAGACUGAACUAAAUGCGCGAAAACUUUUGCAAGAGAGCUUUGGUGGUUCAUUACUAUUUUGUGGCAAAAAAUGUCUUACUUAUAAAUAUGUAACAGUUAUGUCAUCUGCAGUCAGUGGACGAGACAGACGUCUAUACUGGUUUUGGGUGUCUCAGUUUGUAGAAUUUUACAUUCUCCACCCUGUUGACUUCGCUGUGUUAGUCGAUAUGGACGAUCCAGAUUAUUCCAUUGAGAAGGUAUGGUACAAUGAGCAAACAUUUGUCUCCCUGGACUCUCUUGUGAAAGAAUACAAUGAAGGCAAACUCAAAAAGAUAUCUAUACCUUUUCCGGAUCUGUCUGAGACUCUGUUCUCCAGGUUGUACAGGCGAGGUAAUGCGUUUCCACAAACGUCACAGGAUCCACCCAUUCCUAUACAACCAGACGGUCGUAGAUACGUUGUAAAAGGUCAACACGUGAAAUACAUGAACUGGGAAUUUGACUUCAGAAUGUCUAGUACUCAUGGCCCACAACUCUAUGAUAUUCGUUACCAAAACAAGAGAAUUGUCUAUGAACUUGCUCUUCAGGAAAUAGGUGUGUUUUACUCUGGAUAUGAACCUACGCAGAUGUUUGCAAAUUACUUCGAUUCGUCUGUUCUGAUUGGUCCUCAGGAUAAGGGGUUAGUCCCUGGUGUUGACUGUCCCUCGCAUGCCACAUUUAUGCCCGCUUCCCACGUAUUGGAAUCCUCUGAAAAAAUAGUUACCUUCAAAAACGCCUUCUGUGUUUUCGAAUUUAACACAGGAAUGCCGCUUCGAACACACCAUUCUUCCUCUCCUUUCCAAGGUGCAUUUUACGAAGGACUUUCCAAUACUGUUCUUAUACUGAGGUCAAUCCUUUCAGUGGUCAAUUACAGCUAUCUUCUGGACUUUAUAUUCUACCAUACCGGAGCCCUGGAAGUUAAAAUAGUGUCAACAGGUUACAUACUUGCCAGCCCUUUUACAGCCAACGCCUCAAACAUUGGGGUACAGGUAAGCGACAACAUCAAGGGUAACAUUCACCAUCAUAUGUUUAGCUACAAAGUAGAUAUAGACAUUGAAGGUCUUCAAAACCGCUAUAGAACUCUGGACAUUUCCACAAAGGCCUUUGCCAACCGCUUCAAUCCAGACCCUAAUGCAAAAAUUGUCCAGGGUCAGUUCGUGGUUUCUGAGAAGGAGACCGAAAGCGAAGCUGCAUACAAGUUUAAUUUUGAUACCCCAAAGUAUCAUUUGUUUUACAACAACUUGAAAAAUAAUAAGUUUGGUGUUCCACGAUCGUAUAGGCUACUGAGUCGAGGAAUGAGUAAACAACUGUUACCAGAAGGCGAGGGAAACGAACCGGCCAUGGCUUGGAUGCGAUAUCAAAUGGCAGUCACAAAACGGAAAGAAAAUGAAAGAAUAUGUAGUUCCAUAUAUAGUGCAUUGGACGCCAAAUCACCUGUUAUUAAUUUUGAGGACUUCUUGAGAGAUGAUGAAAGUAUUGUCGACGAGGAUUUGGUAGCUUGGGUGAGUAUGGGUGUACAGCACAUCCCCCAUACAGAAGAUCUUCCAGUGACCCACACCCCAGGAAUGGACCUUAGUUUCUUCCUGUUACCAUAUAAUUAUUUCCAAGAAGAUCCUGCAAUGGGAUCACGUGAUUCCGUGAGGAUAGAACCAAACAUAUACAAUAAUCCUAGUAGUGGAGUAAAAGUGACCGGAUUUGAUAAAGAGGAUCUACAAUGUAAACCCCCUGUAAAUGAGUAUCAACAGGUUGUAGAAGCUGAUCCGGGUAUUUUGUUUGAAAUCUAAGGAAAACAUGUCAAAACAUGUUUUGUGAGUCGUCUUUGUAAAUUGAGAAUUGUUUUGGUGCGAAUAUUUUGCUUGAAAAAAAGAAAAGAAAAUCAGUGGGUACGUGUAUUUAGAUUUUAACUCAAUCCCCAGCAGCAGUAAUAAAUGAAGAGUCGUU
Molecule: messenger RNA, 2661 nt
Organism: Saccostrea echinata
Lineage: Eukaryota; Metazoa; Mollusca; Bivalvia; Ostreida; Ostreidae
Product: putative amine oxidase [copper-containing]
Exons: 3
Coding region: 78-2504 (808 amino acids)
Biological process (GO): amine metabolic process
Cellular component (GO): plasma membrane
Molecular function (GO): copper ion binding; quinone binding; primary methylamine oxidase activity
Source: RefSeq, a predicted model, not a curated record